UAUGCCGCGGUCGUUCCUCGUCAGGAGUAAAAGGACUCACCUGCUCCACCCACCUAAAGACCCCUACCGACAACACUCCCAGCCCCGGAUAGAGGUCCACCAGUCUGUGCAGCAUGCGACGGGACAGGGCAGGAGGUGUCCUGAGGAUGCUGUGAGGCCUUUGUCCCCCAUGUUAGGAGUUAAAGACUUGCUGUUUGAGGCCUGCUCACCCUCCAAGGGGAUGGCAGUCCGCUCUCACAGGGCCCCCACAGAUGAACCUUGGCCUUCAGCCCCUGUGGACAACGGAGACGUCCCGCUGUCGGUCUCGCCUUGGACGGCGGACAGACGCCAGGCAUCGGAACGAGAGAGACAAUUGGAGGGACUGGUCUACAUGUUACUCAACCAAUCGUCACACACUGACCUCAAAUUUCCCGUCAGCGAGUGUCCGCUCUGUGAAAGGUCUCUUUCAGAAGUCUUGAUAUCAGGAGGCGGCCAUCAGGCUCAUCUCAACAGCCUCUCUGUCCCAUUGACAAGAUCACCCAGUGCCACCGACAUGCCCCUUAUGCCUUUCGGCUUCAGAGCAAUUGGCAGCUACGAUAGAGCUAAGGAGCGUAGCUUCGACUGCAAGGUGUGUGGGAAGGCGUUCAAGCGCUCGUCCACCCUGUCCACACACCUCCUCAUCCACUCAGACACGCGGCCCUACCCCUGCCAGUACUGCGGCAAGAGGUUCCACCAGAAGUCGGACAUGAAGAAGCACACCUUCAUACACACGGGUGAGAAACCACACGUGUGCAAAGUGUGCGGUAAAGGAUUCAGCCAGAGUUCCAACCUCAUCACCCACAGCCGAAAGCACAGCAGCUACCGGCCCUUCAGGUGCCCCAGCUGUCAGCACAGCUUCCAGCGCAGGGUGGACCUACAGCGCCACCGAGAGACGCACUGUGGCUAUGCAGACACGUACACUCAAAACUGAGACC
Molecule: messenger RNA, 953 nt
Organism: Cyclopterus lumpus (lumpfish)
Lineage: Eukaryota; Metazoa; Chordata; Actinopteri; Perciformes; Cyclopteridae
Product: zinc finger protein Gfi-1b-like
Exons: 5
Coding region: 2-949 (315 amino acids)
Cellular component (GO): nucleus
Source: RefSeq, a predicted model, not a curated record